CCUUUGUCUGCUCUCUUGAAAUCGGCUGGUCCGCUUCAUAGAACAAGAUACAACAAAACAAAAACAGACCAAAAGAAAGGUAGACUUGGCAACAUAUCUCUGCUUUCAAGUGCGACCGACUCUUGUUUCACCAUGAGGACUCUCAGCGCCUCACUAUACAUCUCCCUCUUCGCUCUCGGUUGGUAUGCCUGUCUAGCCCUCCCCGUGAGCGCAACGAAAGUAUCCCGCACCCUUUCCCAGACGGAGUCUCUAUCUUCUGCCUACUGGAUGAAGCGAGGCACUGGCACCUGGGACAGCCAUUUCCAUGAUCGACACAAAGAAAAGGCUUUGACGAACGUCCAACAAAAGUGGGUGGCCAAGUCGAACAACUUUACGUCAGUUUCCCGCUCGUCGGAGAAGCCCAGACCCAGCGACAAAAUUCGCGGGGCAAUUGCCAUCAACGAACACUGGAUGCCAGAACGUCAACCGACUCAAACCUUCAGCGGCUCGGCCGACGGUGUGGCCGAAUUUAUGUUCAAGUUCCGCAACUACCCCUCCAAGGGAGAGUCCAGGGGACGAGACUGGGAAAAAAUCCUCGUCGACGAGCAGACUGACGAGCCACCGUCCAAGCGGGCAGCGGACGAAGAUCCAGACAAGAUAAUCAGGGAGGCCAACGAAUUGAUCAAUACAGUGGAUGCCUUUAAAGUCGCUAAGGCUGUACGCGACAAACUCGGUGAUGUUGUGCUGAGCAACAACCUGAUAAGGCUCAUUAGUGAGGCCCAGCAAGGUAUGGGAGCGUUGCAGAUUCUCGAAGAGGCUAGGACCAAAGCCGCAAACGACGAGCGCUCAACUCGCAACUUCGAAAGUAUAGAGGGCCCUACAUCGUCAUUCGUUGAUGAAGGAGACAGCUCGACUCCAUUACUGUCGACGGGCAACAAGGAUAAAAAGAGGAAGAAGAAGCAGCAGGGUGGCAAGGGCAAAGGCAAGAAGUAUGGAUCACAUAGCUGA
Acaromyces ingoldii is the source of this 987-nucleotide messenger RNA. RefSeq lists its product as hypothetical. The transcript has a single exon. The record is from RefSeq and is a predicted model, not a curated record. The annotation marks the transcript as partial. NCBI's taxonomy places the organism in Eukaryota, Fungi, Basidiomycota, Exobasidiomycetes, Exobasidiales, Cryptobasidiaceae.